Messenger RNA from Mercenaria mercenaria, 672 nucleotides. RefSeq lists its product as uncharacterized. Lineage: Eukaryota; Metazoa; Mollusca; Bivalvia; Venerida; Veneridae. The record is from RefSeq and is a predicted model, not a curated record. The transcript has a single exon. Bases 1 to 672 code for a protein of 223 amino acids.
AUGAUCUCGUGCGCAAAUUCAAUCACAACAAGGGUCUCGAAAAUAGAACACCUGGUAGAAAAUAUCGUAUCUGCAAAUGAAAAUACAUAUGACAAAAUAAAAAUCCUCCAAUAUAAAAGCAUAGACCAAGAAGCCAGAAGCCGCAGGAACAAUCUGAUAUUCAGGGGUAUCCCUGAAGUGUUAAUGAAUGAAAAGAGUGAAUAUGUCGUAGCUCGAUUCAUUGAGGAAAACCUUGACACUGAUGUCUCAGAGCUGUCUGUUGAUUCUGUCCAUCGCAUCGGCGCUCCCGCCCGAGGUAAAACCCGACCCAUCAUAGGCAAUUUCUCCAGCCAAAAAGAGAUUGAGCUGAUUCUCUCAAAAGCGUACUUGCUGAAGGGGAAAGAUUUUGGCAUCAACCGGGACUAUCCACCCGAAAUAGUACAGGCACGAUCCAGACUUUGGCCAACAUACAAAGAUAUGAAGGCCAAAAACAGGAAAGGAGCGGUGUUUAUCGGUUAUCCCGUGAAACUCAGAGUAAAUAAAAAGAUUAUUAGGGACGAAUUUCCGGUCUGGCGAGAAAUUAUGCAACAGUCGAGGGUUGAUGCCAGCAAGCCUGUAAGUCUCCCGGCAUUAUAUUACAAAUGUGGCAACCAGCAACAUGUUCGAAAUAUUGAUGGAGUCAGAAAACUCUGA